Molecule: messenger RNA, 1201 nt
Organism: Aspergillus pseudonomiae
Lineage: Eukaryota; Fungi; Ascomycota; Eurotiomycetes; Eurotiales; Aspergillaceae
Product: Eukaryotic translation initiation factor eIF-5A
Exons: 4
Coding region: 119-601 (160 amino acids)
Biological process (GO): positive regulation of translational elongation; positive regulation of translational termination
Molecular function (GO): translation elongation factor activity; RNA binding; ribosome binding
Source: RefSeq, a predicted model, not a curated record
CCUUCUAAUUUUUCUCUCUUUUCCCCUCUCUUCAAGACUCAAUUCCUUUCUCCUCUCUCGCUCUCCCUCCAAGUCUCUGUCCCCCCUCUUGUCAUUCACCCCACCCAAAUCUAUCGCCAUGUCUGAAGCUGAGCACGCUUUCGAUGCCGAAGCCGGUGGUGAUGCCGGUGCCUCCACCACCUACCCCCAGCAGUGCUCUGCCCUGAGGAAGAACGGUCACGUUGUCAUCAAGGGCCGCCCUUGCAAGAUUGUCGACAUGUCCACCUCCAAGACCGGAAAGCACGGUCACGCCAAGGUUCACCUGGUCGCUAUCGACAUCUUCACCGGCAAGAAGCUUGAAGAUCUGUCCCCCUCCACCCACAACAUGGAUGUUCCCUUCGUCAAGCGUACCGAAUACCAGCUUCUUAAUAUCGACGAUGGUUUCCUGAACCUGAUGAAUGAAAACGGCGACAGCAAGGACGACGUCAAGCUCCCCGACGGCGAGCUCGGUGACAGGAUCCAGACCAUGUUUGACGAUGGCAAGGACUGCAACGUUAUCAUCCUCGCUGCCAUGGGUGAGGAGUGCGCCAUGGAUGUCAAGGAAGCCCCCAAGGGUAACUAAAUUACCAUAGUCAUGGACUCUAUUUGUGCUCCGUUGGCCCUUGUGUGUUCCAGGGUAUCCUUGAAGUUUGACCCUUGGGUUGUGAAGGAUGUCACAUUUUGGGCGAGAUCCAACCUGGCUCUUAUAUUGACGACUGAGCCUUGGAGAGGGUUGCGUUUAGUUGGCAUCGUAAAGCGUGCUUUGUCAUGACGGGAACCAGUCUGAGUCCAGCUUUCACGAUAUUUUGACGAAUUCUAAAAAUUUCAAUGGCUCUACCUAAUUCACAAGUGGCUCUUUUUUCUUUUGUUUUUGGUUCUAUUCCUUUUUCCGACUUGUAAAAACACAAUCUCGUAGGUUUAAGCUUCUAUACAGAUUGGAAAUGGGGACAGAAUAAAAGCCCAAAAAAGAGCAUGGCCGAAACAAGAGACAGGUUAAUAUAUGUAACGGUUCUAUAAAUUAACAUAUAAAUCCAUCCUUGGGGACCGUGAGCCGACAGUACUCUACGUUAGGUAAAUUUUCGCGAGGUGAUAAAUAUGUUUGCAAUGAUUUUCCAUGCCAUGGGAAGGUGAGGGCAGAAAAAGAAAAUUUCCAAAAACAACUUCAAUUCUGCCCGCAUUCAGC